AUGUCUGUUUGGAUGCUCCUUAGGAAUACUCGGACUAUGAAAAUGCAGAGAUUGAGUUUGGCUUUCAAGAUGAUUACGAAGUUUGUUCUAAACUUGGAAGGGGAAGUUAAGAGAGCAAAGAUAAAAAGAGAAAUAAAGGUGCUGGAAACAUUAAAGGGUCAUUCAAACAUCAUUGAAUUAGUCGAUUAUGUAGUUGAUCCCUCAACUAAAACACCUUCUCUAGUACAAUUUCUUAGCAUAACUUCAUUUUAUCAGGUUUUAUCUUAUGUCGAAGCUCUAGAUUUUAGAGAACUUUAUCCGAUAUUAACAAAAGAGGAUAUUAAAAUCUACAUAUAUUAAAUUCUCUAAGGUCUUGAUUACGCUCAUUCAAAAGGAAUAAUUCAUAGAGACAUUAAGCCUGGUAAUGUUCUGAUUAAUCAUAAAGAGAAGAAAUUAAAAAUUGCUGAUUGGGGGUUAGCAGAUUUUUACACUCCUCAUAAAUCAUAUAAUGUGAGAGUUGCCUCUCGAUAUUUCAAAGCUCCAGAACUUUUGAUUGGACUUAAUGAGUAUGAUUAUUAGUUAGAUGUUUGGAGUGUUGGAUGUAUGCUAGCUGGAAUGGUCUUUGCAAGAGAACCAUUCUUUAAAGGAGCUGACAACGACGACUAAUUAGUCAAAAUUGCAAAAGUAAUGGGCACCUAACCCAUUUAUAAUUACUGUAAUAAAUUUGGCAUCGAAUUGGGGUCUUACUUUGACGAAAAUCUUCAGAAGUAAUUUUUCAUUAAUCCUAAUAAGCCUUAUAGUUUCAAAACUAAACCGUGGGAUCGUUUUGUAAAUAAUAUAAAUGAGGAAUUAAUUGAUGUAAAAGUUUUCGAUUUGCUUGAUAAAUUGCUUGUUAUCGAUCAUACUGAUAGAAUUACAGCCUCGGAAGCCCUUUAGCAUCCAUAUUUCUCAACAAUUAGGUAUAAAAUGAUCUGA
Stylonychia lemnae is the source of this 954-nucleotide messenger RNA. NCBI's taxonomy places the organism in Eukaryota, Ciliophora, Spirotrichea, Sporadotrichida, Oxytrichidae. The record is from the annotation of a GenBank genome assembly.